This is a messenger RNA of Leptosia nina, 564 nucleotides long. Lineage: Eukaryota; Metazoa; Arthropoda; Insecta; Lepidoptera; Pieridae. The record is from the annotation of a GenBank genome assembly.
AUGGCCCUCUGGACACCCUACGCCGAGGAGACCGCGCUAGACCUCACCACCAAGUACAAAAGUGAUUACGUGUAUUAUUCGCCCUACAACUACCAAACCUUUGUGCCAGUGCCCGAGACGUCUCCGUCCAGCUGUUCCAGCUUCGCCCCGCCGAGCCCUCAACCGCGCACCGGAAUGAUAUCGCCCCCAGACUCCCCCUCGUCGGCGCCCGAGAGGAAACGGCCUGCCUUCAUGAUGGACGUGGACUCGCUCUCGGACGAUCCCGACUUCCAGGCCUUCGAGCGCGACGCGCUGAGGGCCAUGGCCGAGAAGAACGGCGGAACCCUCUUGGGAAACAACCCAAGAAUGCGUCGCGCCGUACAAACCACCCAGGCCGCAGACGACUCGUACAGAAAGCAACGCGAAAGGAAUAACUUUGCAGCGAAGCAGAGCAGGGACCGGAGGAAGCUGAGGGAGAUCCAUCUAGCGCUUAAGGUCACCUACCUGAAGAAUGAAGUUGCCAAAUUGAAAAGUCAACUGGCCUUGAAGAGCUGCAGUCGGUGCCAGAAGCCCUGCGUCUGCUAG